Molecule: messenger RNA, 1515 nt
Organism: Exophiala viscosa
Lineage: Eukaryota; Fungi; Ascomycota; Eurotiomycetes; Chaetothyriales; Herpotrichiellaceae
Product: Endonuclease/exonuclease/phosphatase
Exons: 1
Coding region: 202-1476 (424 amino acids)
Biological process (GO): phosphatidylinositol dephosphorylation
Molecular function (GO): phosphatidylinositol-4,5-bisphosphate 5-phosphatase activity
Source: RefSeq, a predicted model, not a curated record
UCAAGUUGCAGUAGACCAGUAGAUCAGGUACAUGAAUGUUCACCUGGCGCGGCCUUUGCAUCGAUUACACCCAAAGAACUUGUGAACUUACGCCGAACGGGCCGGCUCGCGAACGGCUUGCUGUAUCUGUGACUACCGUCCAUCAUCAACACAACCGGCACCGCAUUUGGACUACCAGAAGUCAACGACGUUCUCCAUACAAUGGCUCUCAAUCUAUAUCUUUUGACUUUCAACUGCGGGCGCAACGUCGUUCAACCUGAUGUGUUCGCCCCUUAUCUGUUCGACGCUUUAGAUUCAGGCUCCUCCUCCCCAGAAUUUCUGGUGUUGUGCCUCCAGGAGGUCGCACCCAUUGGCUAUUCAUUCCUUGGUGGUUCAUUCUUGACGCCUUAUUUCAACGCCUUCCGCCAUGCUGUUAAGCUCGCGUCCAAAGAUCACAGCUACGUCAACGUCUUCACCAGGAACGUGGGUCUUACCGCGUUGAUGGUCUUCGCCAGGGACGACGUCGCAGAUAACGUCACUUGGCUUCAAAUGGCCGGGGUCGGACUGGGGGUCAGUGAGAUGGGCAACAAAGGCGCCGUCGGUGUCAGGCUGGGUUAUAAACCAUCAGACUCCGAGGAGAUGCAAUUGACCUUCGUUUCAGCGCACUUGGCGCCAAUGGAAGACGGCCUCGACCGGCGGAACGAGGACUACAAGAACAUUGUGCGACGCCUAGUGUUCGUGCCGGAUCCGAGUCGGAAACCCGUUGCUCGAGACGAAGAAGAUGAAGACGCGCCGUUGUUGCAAGGACAGAUUCCAGCACACAACACCUCUGAGAGCGGCAUAUACUACAAUCAUUCGCACCUUUUCUUUGCUGGUGAUCUCAAUUACCGAACGUCACUACUCCGGCCAUCACCUCAAGAUGUGGAGGAACGGUUUCCUCAACCCACGAAGAACAGGGACGACCCUAAGAACUAUCACAAUCUCCUCGCCGAGGACCAACUCACAGAGCAGGUGAAGGCCGGGAAAAGUCUGCACGGUCUCACCGAGGCACCUAUCGACUUUCCUCCUACCUAUAAGUACCACACGGAUGAGAGCAAACCGGUGACACUGGAUGGGGGAGAUCAGGAGUGGCAGUGGGCACCUCAUCGCUGGCCUAGCUGGUGCGAUCGGAUUUUCUUCUGGGACCAAGGUGAUGUUGAGGUCAAGCCGCAGAAAUACACGUGUCUACCAUUAUUUGCGACCUCGGACCAUCGGCCAGUGGUAUUGGCAGCCUCAGUGCCAUUGAAACCAGUAGCAGCUUCAGAGCAGGCUGACAGAGCGCCAUUCCAGAUCGAUUCUACUUGGAAAAGUCGACGUGCGCAGGCGCGGAGGAAAGAGUUGGUGGUUGGUUUGGGGGCUUACCUAGCUCUGACGAGAGAAGGAAAUGCCUUGCUGAUUGCUACUGUGAUUGGUGCUGUUGGAGGUUGGCUGAUUAUCAGAUCGAUGCUCAUGGCAUGAGACGGCAGGAUCAUCGGAGUUGAGGCCAUAGGGGAUUGG